AUGAGCUCGAUGCCAGAUGAGAGCUCAGAGCUCGCAAAUGAUAAUCAUGCAGGAAGUAAUCAGAACCUACAGACCGAAACUGCAGAAACAGUACAAGAGCACGAAGAUUGGCAUACGAUGGGAAUGGAUGGGAAUAAGGACACAGGUGGGGAUGUAGGAGAGCGGGGAGAGGGGAAAGAGGAAGCGCCGAUCGGGACAACAACAACGACAUCAAGGGUGCUGGAAUAUUUGCAAGAAGCAAGGAAAGAAAGUGGAGGAUUAGGAUCAGCGAAUGUCUCUGUAUUCCACUCAUACAAGAAUUCUGAUGGGGGAGAGAUAGAACAAGAGGGUUCACAUACCGAUUCCCAAGAUUCACAUUUGCCUCAUGCAACAAAUGGACGAAAUAGCCCUGCUCCGUCUUUCUCCAAUCCUGACGAUACACCUUCGGUACAUGGUUCUGUGGCAUCUUCACGCACCAGUAGUGCAUUUGGAUCCAGAUUCUCACCCUCACCCUCACUACGACCGUUUGAUAGGAGAUUUCAAUCUCGCUUGCAACCUGGGACUCCGACGUUGUCUCAAUCACCUCGUGCUCUUUCACCAGCUCUUCUUAGUCCACAUUCGAGAUCAUCUUCAUCUGGUAGCCAAGCAGAGAAUAUUACUUUUGGAGCAUUGGAUGAAGGAUCGGCACCAUGGGAUGUUGUUCGGUGGACUAAGCUCAAAAAGAUCAAGAACCAACUCUUUUCAGAAGCCGGAAAACGGAGUUUUGGCACCCCCACAUGUAUUACCGUUUCUGCAACUAUUGCUGUAGGAACUUCUAAGGGUAGCAUUUUAAUUUUCGACUAUAAUCAAACUCUUCAAUCUAUAAUAGGACCCGGAACGCAAGCUGUCGAAUGUGGUCCUAUAACUGGCAUGGCCAUCUCUGCGGAUCAUACCACGAUUGCCGGAGGCCAUUCUUCUGGACAUAUUUUCACUUGGGAACUAUCUAAACCUAGUCAACCAUUCCUACAGAUUCCACCACUGCCAUUAUCCCAACUUGAAAACCGAAAAGCGGAUGGUCAUGUCGAAGGUGUCUCAGUGCUCCAUCUUGGGUUUCUCGGGACACGACACACGGCUUUAGUUUCUGGGGAUGAUAGGGGAAUGGGAUUUUCACAUUUGGCUACUAGGGGGUUAGGGAUAGUCAGAAGGGUGGUGAAAACAACUAGGAUUUUGGGGCGAUAUCCCCUGGAUAUUGCACCCACCGGGCGCCCUCGAAAGCCUAGUUCAGUUCUUGGGUUUUCCGCCCUCCCCUUAGGAAACUCUCCACAAAAAACAGACACAAUGGGGCUUGUGGCCUUAUUAACACCCUAUCUUCUCGUCGUGGUUUCUACAACGCCAAUUGCUCAAACGCAACACAAAGCUGCAAGACCGAAGGAGGUUGCGUCCGAUUCUGCUCUUUCAGGCUGCCUAGCCUGGUAUCCUUUCACGAAACUAAAACAGGCUGCCAUAGCUCCGGAUGCAACACACCCAUCGUCGAAUGCACGGUUAGUAUAUAGCUGGUCGAAUGUUUUGACAUUAUUGGAGCUCUCAAUUCUUGAGUCUGGGGAAAAGGAGGAUCCAAAUCGUCCCCCUGUUUUAGAAUUCCGACCUAAAAGUCGAUUUCGGUGUGAUGAAGCUAUUGUAGCCGUGCAGUGGAUUAAUCGCCAGAUAAUCGCUGUCUUGACAGUUACUCAACGAUUAAUAAUACUGGAAGAUAUUGCAUUACGGGUUACAGAAACAUUUGAUUUGAUGCCCAAGCAAAUUCUUCAUCUAGAUGCUUUCUCCACACAACUCGGGCCUUUAGUUGACCGAAUGGACGAUGAAAGCUCGAUGCAUCCACAUGUAGCAGACGCCUUCUAUAAUAGUUUCAAAACCUAUAAAGGGAGAAUGUUUCUUCUGGGUCAGUACGAUUUGUUUGUUGGUGCGCUUUCUAACUGGGCUGAUCGGCUUCUUGCAAUGAUGGAGGUCGGAGACUUUAUCGGCGCUAUUCGUCUUGCUACAACAUACUAUAUUGGAGAAACUACAAAGUUGACGAUUGGUUUGCCCGAGGAUUCUAACUUGCGCUACCCAAUAGUGCGAGAAAGGCUUUUGGAGAUGAUGUCUGCUUCUUUACGAUAUGCUUUUGGCAAAAACCGAAAGUCAUCGCAAACCGAGCCUUUAGGGAAUGAUCAAUUACAGGACCUUGCUACUGUUUGCUUUGAUGCUUGUUUGGCAAUGGGUGCCACAGACUUUUUGUUUGAAGAGGCCUUUGACCAUUUCGAACAAGGCUCUGUUCAAGGCAUCUUCCUUGAAACGCUCGAGCCACACAUUCUAGAAGGUCGAAUCCGGUCUGUCCCUCCGACAGUUGUUAAGGCACUUAUCAACCACUACACAUCCCUCGAACUGGAUAGUCGAUUAGAAGAAAUUAUUUGUCACAUGGACACAAGGACACUGGACAUUGACCAGGUCACAACCCUUUGCAAAAGACAUAAUCUCUAUGAUGCAAUGAUUUACGUCUGGAAUCGAGCUCUCGGCGAUUAUAUUACUCCUAUGAUAGAUCUUCUCUCUCUGUUAGUACCAUUACUAAGGAACGGCGUGGACGAAAACGAGGAUUCAAUUUACGCCGUCAAUGCGCUCAAAAUAUUCCCCUACCUUUCCUAUACCCUUACUGGACGAGUUUAUCCUACCGGAGAAGAGCUUACUGAGCCCGAAGCUUUAAAUGCUAAAGCGGCUAUCUAUCAUUUCCUCUUCUUAGGAAAAGCAAUUAACUGGCCAAAACAUAUGAAUAAACCAUUCCUUACAUCGCACAAUUCUGUUAUUGAACCGUCCUACCCAUAUCUUCGACUUAUCCUUCAAUUUGACGCAUCAAGCUUUCUAAGCGCCCUGAAUGAAGCAUUUGAGGAUCCUUUUUUGAACGAUUCGCCUAAGUCUCUGAGCAACGGCGGGACAACAGGCCUAUCAGAGGAACGGAUAUUCUGCAUACAUUCAGUAGACCGACAAAGCGUCGUUCAAAUACUUUUAGAAGUCAUGAGCCCCACAGAUUUCCCUCCACAGGAUACAAUAUAUCUCGAUAUGUUUAUUGGGCGAAAUCUGCCGAAAUACACUCAAUUCAUACUUCUGUCAGGAAGUGCUUUGCGCCGUGUUAUUGUCGGUCUUUGUAACUACCCCGGAGAAGAUAUUGCCGAUGACUGUCAACUCAGCGUUGAGUACUUACUCACUGUAUACCAUCCCCCUGAUAUCGACGACCUUAUUGAGCUUUUUAUAAAUGCGAAAUUUUAUCGAGUCCUGAAGUCAAUAUUCCGCUCCGAGAAGCGCUACGCGAGACUGAUCAAAACUUAUUUCGAAGACCAGGAAUCACAGGAAACGGUUUUUGAUUGCAUUGGAGACUAUCUACGACCUCACAGUGGUCUCAACGAACGACAGUUUAAAGAGCGCUUGUUGUCAAUACCUACGUUCCCGAGAUCCAUAGGGUUCUCCUUGACUCGAUUGAAGAUCGCACUCAUGAUCAGUUCCUGCGAUCUUCGCCUUGAGAAGGUCUUACCGGCGCUGGAGGAUAAUGGGGUUAUGGACGCGGCGGUUUUAUUGAUGGCUAGAGAAGGUCAAAUUCGGAACGCGAUGAACCGAUUGAUAGCUCACUUUGACACGUUGGAGACAGCUUUGAGCGGUAUACUCAGCGCGACUGUACAUGUACAUGGGUCGCAGUUGGGUGCAGGCGCAGCAACAGAGACUCUACAAUCACUGCAGAAGUAUGCCCAAGUUGGUGUCUGGCUUUGUCGGGGUCAGAUGAAGACCGGAAAACGAAUGAUAAAGGCCUCCAGAGCAAAAAGGAGGUCGGAUGAAGAGCCUUUGAGUGGAGAGGAGAUUCUAUGGUUAGAUCUAGUGGAUGUUGUGGUGCGCAUUGCAAAGAAUUGCAUCUCAAUUCUGAACAGACCUUCUGCGAACGGGAUGAUAACCCUUGAUAUUGAAGUCAAUGGCUCAGCCGAUCAUCGCUCAACUGAAAUCGAUAAAGGGAAAGUUAUACAAUCACUUCGUCUGUUUGUCCAAGACACCUUUUCAGCGCUCCUGGCAGCAACAUCGAGCUCACAAACUGUAUCGUUUCUUCACAUUCUUAGAGCUUUCCUCUCCCGCGCUUCAAUAGCUUCACCUUCGCUCUCAGAACUUCGCAGCGUUCUUAGCGGCAUUUUCGAGGCAUAUUUAUAUGAGGAGCAGAUCUUAUCACUCGCGAAUCGAUUACUUGAAAAAGACCUAUUUGUUCAUGUUGAUGAGGCCGCCGCAUUACGCCAGAAAGGAUGUCGCCCAAUAUCACAAACAUGUGAAGCCUGUGGUAAAAGAGUGUGGGGCCAUGGUGCGGCAGGUGGUAUUUACACCGCUUGGGAGAAGCAGCGAGUAGGAAAUCUUAAGCGUGUAGAGAAGUUACGCGAGGAGCGAAGACUAAUGGCUGAGGGACCAUUAUCUGCUGUUGCACGGGGGAAGAGUCGGGCAAAGAUAAGUGAUAUUGGUGAAAUGGGCGGAGAAAGCUCUAACGAUACUCGUGGUGAGGGAGACGAGUUCGGAGAUAGAGGGGAGGAGGAGGCUGGAGAGCUUGUGUUGUUUAACUGUCGACAUAUUUUUCACAGGAGGUGUCUGGAUAAUCUGCAGGAGCAACACUCCCUAGAUAAUGACUGGGCAUUUCGGUGUAUUAUCUGUGGGCAUGCUGGGAAGAGCGGACAAUAA
Molecule: messenger RNA, 4686 nt
Organism: Morchella sextelata
Lineage: Eukaryota; Fungi; Ascomycota; Pezizomycetes; Pezizales; Morchellaceae
Exons: 7
Coding region: 1-4686 (1561 amino acids)
Biological process (GO): protein targeting to vacuole; endosomal vesicle fusion
Cellular component (GO): late endosome; HOPS complex
Molecular function (GO): protein binding
Source: RefSeq, a predicted model, not a curated record